This is a messenger RNA of Diaporthe batatas, 1227 nucleotides long. RefSeq lists its product as uncharacterized. The transcript is spliced from 5 exons. Gene Ontology annotation, molecular function: iron ion binding; 2 iron, 2 sulfur cluster binding. The coding region runs from base 1 to 1227 and encodes 408 amino acids. NCBI's taxonomy places the organism in Eukaryota, Fungi, Ascomycota, Sordariomycetes, Diaporthales, Diaporthaceae. The record is from RefSeq and is a predicted model, not a curated record.
AUGAACAGGCUCCUAGGGCUUGUGAAGGCUCCGGCUGAGAGCAACUCCGAGCAUGCGCCCACCCUGGCUUUACCGUCCGUUUGGUACAGAUCUCCAGAGAUGUACGAGCUGGAGAGAAGAGCCAUCUUCUCCCGCAAAUGGAUGUUAGUGUCCCAUGAAUUGAGGCUCCCGAAGACAGGAGACUUUGUCCGAAUCACAGAAGCAGGUUUCCAAUUCUUCUUGAUCAAGGACCGUGAAGGCAACAUCAAUGCCUUCCAUAACAUCUGUCGACAUCGCGCAUUUCCAAUCAUUGAGCGGGACUGCGGAACCUCCAGUGUCCUUGCAUGCAAGUACCACGGAUGGUCGUAUAGCUUCAAGGGAGCCCUGGCCAAAGCACCCAAGUAUCAAGACUUGGACGGGUUCAAGAAAGAGUCAAACGGUCUUUUCCGUAUUCACGUACACAUCGACGACCUCGGCUUCAUCUGGGUUAACCUAGACUCAGACCGCACUCCGGCCGUCUCAUGGGAAGACGACUUCGAGGGAGUUGACCGCCAAACAAGACUGCAGGAAUUCAAUUUUGCCGAGUACCACUUUGAUCAUCAGUGGGAGAUGCUAGGAGAAUACAAUUGGAAGACAUUGGCAGACAACUACAACGAGUGUUAUCAUUGCCCCACUGGCCAUCCAGCCUUGAACGGCCUCACGGACCUCAACAAAUACUGGGUUGAGACGAAGGGUGGCCAUAUCCAACAUUUCAACACCGACAAGCCCGGUGUUGUCGGGUUGGGGAUAUACAGUACCUUCUACUACCCCAAUGCGUGCAUGACAGUCUCCCCGCACUUCUUUUACAUGAUGCGAUGCAUCCCAGUCUCGGCCACUCAAACACAGAUGGAGUAUGAAUUCUACAGGCACAGAGAUGCGACAGAUGAGGAAUUCACGUACGUCACGGAGACAUUCAAGACAAUUUUAAGGGAGGAUAAAGACCUCUGUAAUGCCGCCCAGAGGAAUUUGAAUGGGAGCGUCUUCAUCAAUGGAGAGCUUCACCCUACUGCGGAAAAGGCAAGUCUUCAUGCAUACUCUGAGAGCACAUCUCACAUAGACUUGGUGAAGAGUCACUAUGAGAGAGAAGCACAAUUGAAGCGGGAGCUCUGGCCCGCAACGCCGCAGUACAAGUUGACUGAAAAGACUCAGGAGGACAUAGAGCUUUGUGAGAAAAUCACAUGCUCGGCCUCAGAGCAGUUGGCGUGGUAG